AUGAGUUUGGAUGAGCGUCGGGCACUCGAAGCGCUGAAAGAGGACAAUAAUAGCACCAUCGAUGGCUGGCAGGAUGACUACGAUGACUUCAGCUUUGGCAACGUCUGCGAUGGAACAGAGCCGCUCGCCAUCAGCCAUGCUGGUGGCGAGUUCACUGACCUUGCAAGAGAGGUUCUAGGAGACUUUUGGAAAACCAACAAUCGUGUUCGACGGGUGGAUACCCGCACCCGUCGUGAUCGUGUCCUCCGUAGGAACAAGGCGUUUGCUGAGCAGCUGCCAGCGAUAACGGACGCGUACCUUGCGUGGAGCCUGGCAAAAUGUAAGGAAGGGUUUUUUGAGAGAUUGGAGAGGGAGAACCUAGGGCUGGAUGGCUUUGACUACGGUCAGUGGCCGAUGAGCGUGAUAGACGUGUUCUACGCUGAGAAAGUCAUUCUUCGAAUCUUGCCAGCAGACGCCACUAUCAGCAGUGCGCUCGUUCGUCAAGGCGUGAUGCCUUCUCUGGACUUAUACCGUGUAGCACAUCUUAGGAGCCCUCAAUUGUCUAUCCAGGCUUUCGUCAAGACUAUGUGCGACUUACAUGGUGUUAGUUUCCACAGACAUCUAUCUCGGCAAUUCUCGAUUGCGUUCGAUUUAUAUCUUCAAGUUCGACGCUCCGUGGCAGCCAUGGUAGCCGAAUCGUUACGACGCAACACGCCUGUCCCGCAUUUGACAUUUAGCUUACUCUACGCUAUGGACGGUAACGACUCUUUAAAAAGAGUCCUUCGAAGAUCCUUGGAUACUGACGAGUCCCUCGGUACAUCUUCAGAACUUCCAACAGGGCAGCAACUGGCAAGUGACCGCUACCUAUCCCGCACUUUUGUAGAUCAGUUCGCGCGGGACUCCACUACUGCAGGUGAUGAGGACGCACAUCUCGAGAACUUGUGCGAAGCGCGCUGGAAGAACAUGGACGAUACGAAGACCAAGAAAGCAUGGGGCAUUUACGACGAAACGGGCAUUUUUGUGGCCGUGUGCCGCCACGGAUUCUCUCUCCUUGUUGCAGAUAUGGUACAGAGCGGGGAGCUCGCAAAGUAUCCUCUAGCCGUUGUCUCAAAGUUGCUGGACGUAUUUGGAAGCAAUCUGGGCGGUGGAUAUGACAUUGGAUGUCAAUUCAAGACCACGCUUGACAACAGUUCCCUCGGACCCCUCGCACGGUCUAUGCAUCACACUUGUCUUGUCGGCGCCUUCCACGGACAUGCGCACCGGCGAUUGUGCCAACUGUACUCGCUUACCACUUACAUCAAAGACUUGCGAACGGACGUUUCAAAAUCCAAUUCCUUAGCGUCGGCACUACGGUACGCAAGCGUCUUCCAUAGACAACAGGCCAUCGACACCUACUUCGAGCACAAUGAUGAUUUUGAAGUCUACGCUAAUCUUUCCGACUUUUUAUACAACAAUUACAAGCAGGCGCUUGAUAUCUUGAGCGACGGAGACGCGACCCUACCAAACCUUAUGCGAGAUCUCAAAGUUACGGACGUAGCAGUUUUCGAGGGCUGGCUGGCGGAAGAAAAGGUAUAUCUUCAAAGUCUGACGCGAGAACCCGAGGUCGAAACUCUGCAGAUGGAAUAUUGGCAGAAGUUAGUUAAUCUUACUGCGAGCGAGGAAAUUCUACGCGCUUCAAUGACAUCAUUCCAGGGCUCAUCGCACCUCGAGGCUGUGCCAUACGAUGUGCACGUCAAGAAUACUCGCAACGCUGAGACUGCCCGACGGCAUGCUUUGGAGGACCAUGAGAGAUAUUUGAAGCUCGUCCAGGCACUGGAGUGCAAGCUCGAGGUCGAGAAACGCUGGACUCCGCACGAUGGAGAGUGGCAGAGGGUUGGGAGGCUCGUGGCCAAUCGGAAAUACCAGCGUGCCCUGGACCGUCUCGAAGGAUUAAUUGUGGCACGCAUAUUUGAGCUAACGAGGAUGAACCGUGCGGGCACAGGCGUUACAAAGUGUUCCGUCGCCAUCAGAACUGCCCUCACCACAUACAACACUAUUGCUGGGUCAAUGCACCCUCCCCGCCGGACGCUUAAGUGGGAUGAGGUCGUAGAGUAUGCGUUCCUCGCAGACUUCGACUUACUACGUGAUACGUGCCGCGAUGGACCUCUACUUCAAAACGUGUCGUGCUGUGAAGAGAUCGAGCGUCUCGAUAUUGAGGUACGACGCCUCAUUACCUAUAUACGCGAUGAAGAGAGGUAUCUACGGGAAUGCGAGAAUCAGUUACAAGCCACCAGCCCAGCCCUUGCACAUCAAAUCGCCAUCCACCGAAACACUCGAGGUCGCUUCAACUCACGACAUCUCAAACGACUCUACGACAUUUCGAAGCUUCCAGGUUUCAGAGGGACGCUAACCCCUGGUGUCAGUGCGAACACAAGUCCCGGCGAGAGCGCGAGUAUAGCUAAUGCACAGAUCCCCACCCGCAUGAUUGUUCAACCCCCGCCUGUUCAUCACACCGCAUCGUCCUUAGCCGAAGAGGACGAGGUAGUGGAGCAAGUAUCUAGGAGUUUACAGGACGUCCUCCUUGUUGCGGAUGACUUUUCACGCCUUGGAAUUCAUGGUGAUGCUGAGGAGUAG
Suillus clintonianus is the source of this 2592-nucleotide messenger RNA. RefSeq lists its product as uncharacterized. The coding region runs from base 1 to 2592 and encodes 863 amino acids. NCBI's taxonomy places the organism in Eukaryota, Fungi, Basidiomycota, Agaricomycetes, Boletales, Suillaceae. The transcript has 14 exons. The record is from RefSeq and is a predicted model, not a curated record.